GAAUUUCUCAUAAAGGGUGAUUCAUGAAGUCUCUCUCUCCGUGUAUUGUACUUCUAAUGAUAGCGGUGUUCUCGAACCCGAAUUCUGGUUCUGGAAGAUUCUUUUGGUUACUUCUUGAAGAUGACUUGACAAGCUCAGGUUAGGCAGGAUAUUGGUGUAUUGAUUGUGCUCCACUCUUAUGGCAAUGAGGAGGAGGUAUCAAUUGGAACUGUGUAAGAAAGCUUUGGAGGAGAACAUAAUUUUGUAUCUGGAAACUAGUUAUGGAAAGACCCACAUAGCCAUGUCGCUUAUGUAUGAACCAGUUGAUACUCAAACCUCAGAAGAACAUAUGUGUGUUCUGAGUCCUGGAGAUUGUUGUAGUAUAUAUGGAUCAAAUUGCUCCCAAUGGAUUAUUGGAAUGGAGAUUUUGAAGCCUGAAAUGUUUCUAAAGAAGAUGGAGAGAGAGGUUAGAAGAAGAGGAAGAGGCAGAGGUUUGUUUUCCAUCAUCUGUUGUAGCUUCAAUUUGGUUGAAUCAAUUAUAAAAUGCAUGAUUUCCUCAGUCCUUGAUGCUUUGCUUUUGUUGAAACCAGGAGAUUGAGGACCAUAUUAUGAGAGUUGCUAGGACUGAAGACCACUAAAUGCUGAAGAAUGGAGUGGAUUUAUUUAUUAUGCAUAUAUAUGGUCAAGUAAUGUUUAAAUGUAGUGUUAUGAACGUUGUCAAAUAGCAUUGGUAGUAGUAUAUAUAUCAAGCUCACUGAUUUAGGUUCCUUUUGUGACAUUGGACUGUAAGAGUUUGUGUGACAUAUUAGAAUCUGCUUCUUGGCCCCGUGGCUGGUAAUCUUAAAUAGAUUCAGCCGUGUAUGCUUGAGCUAUUAGUUGAUUUUUUUAUUCUGACGAUGUUUUAAACCCUUCAGUUCACGUUUCUUAGA
Messenger RNA from Rosa chinensis, 908 nucleotides. RefSeq lists its product as uncharacterized. The record is from RefSeq and is a predicted model, not a curated record. NCBI's taxonomy places the organism in Eukaryota, Viridiplantae, Streptophyta, Magnoliopsida, Rosales, Rosaceae. The transcript is spliced from 5 exons. Bases 179 to 577 code for a protein of 132 amino acids.